CCUGCGUGAGUUCUGUUCUGUGACUCGAAAGAAAUGUCAAAAAUCAUAACAAAAUAUUUAUUAGUAUUUUUCGCGUGUUACAUUGUUUUAUUUUACGUAUAAUAGCGAGAUAUUAAGAUGAAUAUUCUACCCAAGAAAAGGUGGCAUGUGAGGACCAAAGAAAAUAUUGCCCGGGUCAGAAAAGAUGAAGCAGAGGCAGCCGAAAAAGAAAAACAAGAACAGCAGAGGAUACAUAAUGCAGACCGUGAAGCCCGCCUGAAUGUCCUGAAGUACAAGAGUAAACAAAAGUUAUUAGAAUCGGGUAUCUCAACAUCAGAACCAGAACAGCCACCAGAACCAAGUGGCCAUAUUAAUUUGUUUUCCAACUUUGAAAAUGCUGUUCAAACUACUAACAAGGAGCAUGAUAAGGAAGCAAAAGAACAAAAGGAGGAAUAUGAGAAAAAAAUUGGUUACUUAACUUACCUUGGACAAGAUACAAAUGAGGCUCUUAAAAAGAAAAAUUGGUAUGAAAUUCUACCAGAGUCCUCACGAUUUUUAAGGUCAAAUGAUGUUAAAGAAACUUAUGACAAAUUAGUGCUCAAAGAUGCAGAUGGAAAACCAAAGCCUAAAGAUUUAGAUAUAAAAAAUGGUGAAGUGUCCUGGAAUGCUAAGCAAAGAUUGGACCCCAUAAAUGCCUUUAAAGAAUAUUGCACAGGGAGUAAAUAUUCAAAACAUGGAGCAACAUCAUCAGUGUCUAAAACAAAAGCCAAACCGUACACAAAAGACAAGUCUAAAAAGAAAAGCAAAUCUAAUAAAAAUAGACAGGAUGAGAAACAGAUGAAACUGCAAAAACUCAGGGAGGCAAGACUGAAGCGUGAACAACAGGAAAAAAUAAAAACUGACCGGUUUCUAGCUGGACUCCAUGGAAGCACCUCUAAACAACAAGAGCCAUCCACUGCUGUUCCUAAAGUCAAACCCAAGUAUAACUCACAAUUCAAUCCAGAACUUGCAAGGCAAAACUAUAUGUAGCAUGUUACAUGCAAUAAAAAUAUUUAUUUCUAUAAUAACAUUUUGUAAGGAUAAAAAAUUCUUAUUAUAUCUAUUUAAUUAACAAUAUUUGUAAAUACAUAAAUUAUAAUCUCAA
Plutella xylostella (diamondback moth) is the source of this 1123-nucleotide messenger RNA. Its product is annotated as leukocyte receptor cluster member 1 homolog. NCBI's taxonomy places the organism in Eukaryota, Metazoa, Arthropoda, Insecta, Lepidoptera, Plutellidae. The record is from RefSeq and is a predicted model, not a curated record.